AUGAUCUCGUCGCUCAUGUUGCUUCUCACUGGUUUUGUUGUCGCUCUCUUCGCCGGCCCCGAGCCAGUCAUCGGGGCCAUUACAUCUAGCUUACAGAGCAUCUUGAAGAACACCCAUGGUAGCAAAGAGUACGGCUAUCCCACAGACCUCACUCGAGAUAUCUUGCCGUCUCCUAUUCUGAUUGCGACUGACGCCAUCCAAGUGAUUACUGGAGAGAUGAACCCUUUUGGACCGGUUGGCCAUGAUCAAUCCGCCUUAACAGCGGCACGAACACUAGAGUCUCUCUAUAUAAAUCCCAUUCUGGACGUCCUGGAGCGCCAGAACCCGGAGUCUCCGUUUGUGACAUCACCCACCAAGAAGUCACGGUGUCUGGGACACCGUCCCGGAUCAAACACUCUACUUCUUCAUCGAUGUGAAAACAUCCGGGCCAGAGACCUUCGAGGCCGUCGUCGCGGCUCUAGCCCCCUCCGCGAGAAGGGCUACCUCACCACCCUGAAGAACAACGAAACCAUCACCAACGGCCCAGUAACUAUUAUCGGCACGGGGGAAACUACUCUGGAGAUGGUAGCCCCAAUAGCAGACCGCGAUUACUUCUUCGAUGCCCCACUCGCGGACCUGAAUGACCCCAAAUACGACGAGGUCACAUCCCUGGUAUCCCCCAUCGCAUCGACAGAUUUUGAGGAGGCCGUAGGCCCAGUCACUGCUGAUACAGAGCCCAUCCUGACAGAUAGCCAGCUCAGCGCUCUCCGUGAUCAGAUUUCUACCGCCAAGGCGCGCGGAAUUGGCGCGAGGUACUGGAACACGCCGUACUGGCCUGUGCGGACAAGGAAUCUGGUCUGGAGGACCCUGGUUCAUGAGGGUGUGAAGCUCCUUAAUGCGGAUGACCUGAAUGCUGUUGUGGCGUCCUUCUAG
Messenger RNA from Penicillium riverlandense, 912 nucleotides. RefSeq lists its product as uncharacterized. The transcript is spliced from 4 exons. Bases 1 to 912 code for a protein of 303 amino acids. The record is from RefSeq and is a predicted model, not a curated record. NCBI's taxonomy places the organism in Eukaryota, Fungi, Ascomycota, Eurotiomycetes, Eurotiales, Aspergillaceae.